Plasmodium gallinaceum is the source of this 3879-nucleotide messenger RNA. RefSeq names its product peptidase, putative. The record is from RefSeq and is a predicted model, not a curated record. NCBI's taxonomy places the organism in Eukaryota, Apicomplexa, Aconoidasida, Haemosporida, Plasmodiidae. The coding region runs from base 1 to 3879 and encodes 1292 amino acids. Gene Ontology annotation, biological process: proteolysis. Gene Ontology annotation, molecular function: metalloexopeptidase activity. The transcript has a single exon.
AUGAAAAAUAUAUUUAUUUCGUGUUUGUAUAUUUUCAUUAUUGCUUUUUUACAUAUAUAUCUUUUUGUAUAUUUUGAUAAAAUAUCCGAACCGUUAAAAAAAGAUGUAGAAGACGAAAUAUUUUCUGAGGAAAGGAGCUUAGAAAUUUCGUAUAGAUUAAGCACAUUUGAUAAUGAUAUAAAAGAAAAUAUAUUAGAUAAUGAUAUUAAAGAAGAUUAUUUAGAUUAUUUAUAUAAGCAAGUUGGUCAUUAUGCCAACGAAGUGAUGGUUGUAGAACUAUUAAGAAAGGAGUUGUUUGAAAAUAUAUUAAAAGAAAAAUCAGACUAUAUAAAUUUAGGUUUUGUUAAAUAUGGAAUAUAUAUUCCUGAUGAUUUAGUAAAUGAUUAUAAAAAAAAUUUAAAAUUCAAUGAAAUAUUGGCCCCUUUUAUAAAAGAUAAUAGUUGCAUUUGCUUUGGAGAAAUAAAAAUUGAUAAUAAUAAUUUAGAAAGCAUAAAUGUAAAGGAAGAAAAAUUGAUAAACAUAGUUAAACUACAUAUAAUAGAGACGGAAGGUAUAAUGACUUGUGAAGAAAAUAUAUCAUGUAAUGAUGCAAAACUUAACGGAUUUUAUUACUUUGAUGUAAAAAGAAAUAUAUAUUAUAAUGAACACAUUUUAGAAAGUAUUAUGGACAAUAUAAAAGAAUUAAAAGAAGAUAGUUUAAAAAAUCAUUUAACAAAUAAUCUAAUAUACAUUGAUGAACAGCAUUACAAAAAUUAUGCACAUACAUAUAAAUUUACUGAGUCAUACACAACUAUAUACAAAGGAGUUGCUACAUAUUUAAUUCGUGCAGUAUCUGGUUACAUUAUAAAUGAGAAUUUUAAAAAAAAUUUCGAAUUAUAUGAAAAUGAAAAGUUUUUACAAAAUUUGAAUACUGAAGAAAUGAAAGCUUUUUUUGAGUUUUCAAAAGGACUAAAUUAUUUUAUGAUUUCUUCUCAUUAUGAUAGCUCUAUUCAGUCUCCUGCCGUUUCUGAUGCAGGAGCAUAUGUAGCUGUUAUGAUUGAACUGUUCAGAAAUUUAAUUAGUAGAAAAAUAUUUUUAACUCCAUUUAUUUUAAAUUUUAAUGGGGCAGAAGAAGCUUAUUUACUCAGUGCUCAUGGAUUUAGUAAUAUUCAUAUAUGGUCUCUUGGUGUAAAGUAUUACAUUAAUUUGGAUUCUAUUGGUUAUGGUGGACAGUUUAUAAUUUAUAGAACUCCAUAUAAAAAUAAAGAAAUUUUAAAUUUUUAUAAAAAGUAUUCAUUAAAUCCAACAUUUUCUUCAUUUGCUAAUGAUGCUGAAUAUUUUACUGGAAAUAAUACUGAUUAUAAAGCUUAUAAUUCUUAUAUGAAAUCAUCAGAGGGUCUUGACAUAGUUACAUGUAUAAAAGGAUAUUUUUAUCAUACAUCACAUGAUAACAUAAAUAACUUAAAAAGAGGAACUAUGCAACAUAUAGGUAAUAACAUGCUAGAAUUGAUAUCAAAUAUAUUAAAAGAUAUGCACUCUGAUUUUUUAGUAGAAAAAAAAAAUUUAGAAAAUAAUUCCAAAGACAACGUAAAUGAGACCAAUAAAUUUAACUUUAUAAUUAAACCUUUUAAACUAUUGAAUACAAAAAUUAAUAAUUUAAUUGAUAUAUUAAGUGUAGAACAUUACUUCUUUUAUGAUUUUAUACCUAAUUACGUAUUAGUAAUAAGUAAAUUUAACAUGCUUUUUUGCUUUUUUAUCCUUGCUUUUCUAAAAUUUUUUUUAUCUCUAGUAGAAAAAAAAUUGUAUAACAGAGAAGUUAGCAUUUAUUCAACCUUGUUAAUACUUCUCUUCUCUUAUAUCCUUCCUUUAUUAUUAACACUUGGGAUACUAUAUUUAUUUGAGUUGUUUAAGAAUUUACUAAAUUUAAAAGUUUUUUAUUAUACUAAUAUAUUUUUAGUUUAUUUAGUUUAUGGAUCACUUGCAUUUAUAUCAUUUUAUUAUUUUCAUUAUCAAAUAACAAAAAUUCUUGUGGGUUUAUUAAAAAAAAAAGAAAUUAAUUAUAAUAAAAAAAAUGAAAAGGAAAAGAAAAACAAUUCAAAACAAAACGGGAAAUUUUAUGAUGGAAGAACAAGAGAAUCUUUACAUAUUGAACAAGAUGUUUGUUUAAAUUUAACAGAAUAUAGUGAAAUAAAUGAUGAAGGAAGAAAUGAAGAAAAUAAGUUAGUUAAAAAUAAUAAAUUUGAUAAUCCAGUAAAAUAUGAAGAAGAAGAAAUAAGUAGUAAAGUUAACUAUAUAGAAUGUGAGGAAAUGUUUGAAAUGAAAAAAAAAAAAACAGAAAAUAAUAUAAAUAAGAAAGAAGAUUCUUGUAAUGAAUUAUAUUUAUAUAUGGCAUUAUAUGGUUAUAAUGCUUCCUUUUACUUAUAUAUGUUACUUUUUCUUUUAGCAUUCUUUUUAAAUUUAGGAUUAUCUUUUAUUCUUCUUUUUUUUGCAAGUGGUAUAUUAUUAGUAAAAGUAUUGACAUUAAUUUUAAAUGUAACAUGCCUAAAAUCAAAUAACAAAGAAAAUAAAGAUGUAAUUAAUUUCAAUUGUUAUAGAAAUAAAUUAUUUAUAUCUCAUAUACCUAUGCUAUAUAUAUAUUCAUAUAUAAUAAAUAUAUCUUAUUGGAUUAUCUUUUCUAGUGUUUCAAAAAGUGGUUAUAAUGAUAUAACAAAAUUUGUAACAAAUGAUUUUCAAAUAUCAGUUAUGGUUUUUUUUGGAAUAUUUUUCCUAAUUACAUUAUUUAUUCCACUAUUAAUAAUGAAAAAAAAAGAGUUUAAAAAUAUUAAUUCUUUUUUUUUCAUGAUUUUUUUUCUUUCUUUUAUCUAUAUAUUAUUAUUUUUAAAAAAUCCAUUUUCUGAAAAAACUCUAAAGAGAGUAAAUAUAGCUCAUGUAAGCAUAAAAGUGAGAGAUGAAAUAGGAAAUAUAGUUGAUGAAUAUAAUGGUUUAAGUUUUGGUCUUUGUGAUAGUUUGAAAUUAGAUAAAUAUGGUUUGAAAUUUUUGAAUAAUAGAGAAGAUUUAAAGGAAAUAUAUUUAAAUGAAAUAAAACAAUAUAUUGAUAAAGAAAAUUUACCAGAUAAAUAUGAAUUAGAAUUUCAAAAUAUGAAAAAUUUGAAUGAAAAGUAUGGAAAUACCUUUAGUAUUCCUUACUUUUGUGGAUAUUUUGAUUUCGUUCCAUAUAAAUCACCGAUUGAGGAUGAUAUUGAUUUUAGUGAAGAAAAUAAAAAAGACUUUUAUGAAUUGGAUGAAAUAUUUGAUGAUACUCAGAAUGAUUUAUUCGAAAAAAAUUCCUUAUUUAAAGAAAAAGGAAACGAAUCAAAUAUUACUAUAAAUUAUAUAGAAAAUAAAGACUUAAUGAAUAAAAAUAUAACAGAUGACAAUUUAAAAUAUGAAUUAUUUUAUAACGGUUCAAUAAAAACAACUUUAGGAUAUAAAAAAAUAAAGAUGGAUAGUUUUACAAGAAUAUAUAUACAAUUAAAGACAUCAUAUCAUACCUACAUGAACAUAUUAAGUGAUGAUGUAAUUAAUUGGUCUUUUGAUAGAGAAUUUAUCGAUGAUACUAUCUCUCAUUCAUUGAAAGAUAGAACUAUAAGAAUUAUUUAUGGAAAUAAUAAUAGAAUUACUCGCUUUUGGUUGGAUGUAAAAGAUUAUAAAGAACCUCUAACUAUUGUGACAAAGAGUUGUAGUUUCAUUAAUUUGUCUCCAAUUAUUCAACAGCUUAUUCAAAGAAAUAACAUUUUUUACAUUAGCAAAGUUAAUAAAAGUAAUGUAAAUAUUUCUAUAAAAAAAUCGACUAAUAACAACAUACCAUCGUAUGUUACUUCAAUUGGAGGAAAAUGUGAAAUAAAUGUAUGGAAUGUUUGA